This is a messenger RNA of Staurois parvus, 370 nucleotides long. Lineage: Eukaryota; Metazoa; Chordata; Amphibia; Anura; Ranidae. The record is from the annotation of a GenBank genome assembly.
AUGGGGCCCGACGACUGUGGCCAGGGGGGUAUAAAAUGUUCCAGGCCCAGCAUCAGAGAGAAUAAAAAUUGCCUCAGGGUUAGUGGUCAGUUACGUAGUGUCAGUAGAAGGAACAAUACCCCAUCAUUGCUGUACAUGGAAGGAAUUUUACCAAAUGAUUUUUAUCAGUGGAAGGACUAUUACCCCAUUGUUGGCAUCAGUGGAAGGAAUAGCGCCCCAUCAUUAUUAGUGGGAGGAAUAGUGCCCCAUCAUUGUUAUCAGGGGAGAGGAAUCGGGCCACACCAUUGGUAUCAGUGGGAGGAAUAGUGCCCCAUCAUUGUUAUCAGUAGGAGGAAUUGGGCCACACCAUUGGUAUCAGUGGGAGGAAUAG